AUAACUUUAAAUCAAAAUUUCAAGUAAAAAAAUCAAGUUCAUUAUGGCUCAAGAAAAUUUAGAAGUAAUUCCUACAAAUAAAAGUGUCAGACUCAGUAUUUCUGGAUUUUUAUAUUAUAAGCAUUCAACAAAUUAUAAACUCAGUCGUAUUUAUUGGAAUUGUAAAAAGAAGGAUGAAUGCCACGCACGAGCAACAACGUCUAUCGAUUUGGAAAAUAUUACACUUUUCAAGGGGCCUAAACAGUCUCCACACAACCAUGCUCCAAACCGAGACGCUGUCAAUGCUGAGCGAAUUGAAAGUAGAGUCAAGAGAGUUGCAGAAGAUCAUGCGGAGUUACUUCCAGCGCAAAUUAUGCGUAGAGAGCUGAAAAAUGUCCCAUCAGAAAUCCUGGCACAGUUACCUGACCGGCCAAAUCUUAGGAAACAAAUUUCUCGUGCUCGCUUACGACAAAUGCCCAGUAACCCUAUUCGUAUCGCUGAUUUAGAAGAAAUUCCAGAACAAUUUAGUCAAACUCUCGGUGGAAAUAACUUUCUUUUAUACGAUUCUUAUCACGACGAUAAAGACGAUGAGGAUUGUGGGAGAAUUAUAAUUUUUUCUUCUUCAGAGAAUUUGACACAACUGUUCAUGUGUGAUGUUUGGUUUGUGGAUGGAACUUUUAAAACUGCUCCUUCUCUAUUUUUCCAGUUAUUUUCAAUACUCGGUGCUGUUACUCAAAUUGGUGUUAAUCGAAAACCACAGACUGUUGGAUUACCUUUCGUCCAUGCUCUUUUGGAAAAUAAACGGCAAUGUUCUUGUUACUUGUAUUGCCUUAUUAAAAACAUGAAAGAAAUAUUUUUGUACGCUUUUCUAUUAAUAUUUUUGAUUUUUGUCAACUUCAAUGAAGCACAAUAUGACUAUGGUGGUUAUGCAGGAUAUGGUGGAGGACGUGGGGGAUAUGGUGGAGGACCAGGAGGAUACGGUGGAUUUGGUGGAGGACCAGGUGGAAACGGUGGAUAUGGUGGAGGACCUGGUGGGAGUGGUGGAUAUGGAGGAUUUGGUGGAGGACCAGGAGGAUACGGUGGAUAUGGUGGAGGACCUGGUGGGAAUGGUGGAUAUGGAGGAAUUGGAUACAAUUAAACACAUCACCAAAUAUACGAGAUGAGGAUAUUUUUGCUGAAAAAAAUAUCAGUAUAUAUGGCAGAAAUUAUAAUGUUGACUAUGUGUCAUAAAAACUCUGUAAAAAAAUAAAUAAUAAUUUAUUAAUAUAA
This is a messenger RNA of Leptopilina boulardi, 1248 nucleotides long. RefSeq lists its product as uncharacterized. The record is from RefSeq and is a predicted model, not a curated record. Lineage: Eukaryota; Metazoa; Arthropoda; Insecta; Hymenoptera; Figitidae. The coding region runs from base 44 to 1117 and encodes 357 amino acids. The transcript is spliced from 5 exons.